AGUUGAUAUCUCCAUUCGUUCAUUGAAAAGUGGUAUAAGACGCUUGGCAUCGCCAUCGCGGUACGGCAAGAACCUCUGGAGGAACGGUGCCCGUUUUUUUCUGAAAAGUGAGACGAUUUGCAGCCCGGGGACUGUUGGGCGACGAGAGCUGCUAUGGUAUCGUACCUGCGCGGACAAGGCGAGUGGUUUUCGGCGCCGCCGGAUGGCGGCCGCUUCGUGGGACGAACGUACCGUCCUAGUCCUAAAAUAGUCAACGAUGCUGUGUUCCUGGAGGACCACGACGAGAUGGUCAUUGUGAAGGACAUUGAGAUGUUCUCCCUGUGCGAACACCACCUGGUGCCCAUCAUAGGCAAGGUCUCCAUUGGCUACCUCCCAAACAAGAAGGUGAUUGGCCUGAGCAAACUGGCCAGGAUUGUGGAAGUGUACAGCCGCCGUCUGCAAGUGCAGGAGAGGCUCACCAAGCAAAUAGCCAUGGCGGUCACGGAAGCCGUCGGGCCCACGGGAGUCGGAGUUGUCAUCCAAGCCUCCCACAUGUGCAUGGCCAUGCGCGGAGUUCAGAAGACCUCCAGCCAAACCAUCACCAGCACCAUGCUGGGUGUGUUCCGUGAAGACCCCAAGACGCGUGAGGAGUUCCUCAAGCUGGUCCUCGAGCACCACUGAAGGCGCUGAGAAGAGUGGGACAUGACGCUUCAAGUCGAUGUGUGGGGGGCCAGCGACUCUUUAUUAAUCAAGACACACAAAAAAAAAAAGGAAAAAAAAAAAUCGAGACGCCUGGCAAUAAAGCGCGGCCGGCCCGAGCGAGAUGCAAAGGCUGGGGCCGGCCGGAAUCGUCCAA
Messenger RNA from Ixodes scapularis (black-legged tick), 835 nucleotides. RefSeq names its product GTP cyclohydrolase 1 (gene Pu). The transcript has 5 exons. The coding region runs from base 154 to 660 and encodes 168 amino acids. The record is from RefSeq and is a predicted model, not a curated record. Gene Ontology annotation, molecular function: GTP cyclohydrolase I activity; GTP binding; zinc ion binding. Gene Ontology annotation, cellular component: cytoplasm. Gene Ontology annotation, biological process: tetrahydrofolate biosynthetic process; tetrahydrobiopterin biosynthetic process. Lineage: Eukaryota; Metazoa; Arthropoda; Arachnida; Ixodida; Ixodidae.